Molecule: messenger RNA, 2745 nt
Organism: Sordaria macrospora k-hell
Lineage: Eukaryota; Fungi; Ascomycota; Sordariomycetes; Sordariales; Sordariaceae
Biological process (GO): phosphatidylinositol-mediated signaling; autophagy of peroxisome; endocytosis
Cellular component (GO): membrane; phosphatidylinositol 3-kinase complex, class III, type I; endosome
Molecular function (GO): 1-phosphatidylinositol-3-kinase activity
Source: RefSeq, a predicted model, not a curated record
AUGCCCAUCAUGGAGCCCUUUUCGUUUGCGAGCUCCGACCAGCUUGACUAUCCCGUCUCGAUUCGCAUCAUGAGUCUGGAGGGGGAGGAGACGCCUAUCCCAUUCAGCACUCUACUCGAAAGGUCUGAUUUGCGACAUGUUGGCUCUAACAAAAGUCCACAUUCGGACCUCUAUGUCACCGUCCAGGUCUGGGCCGGAUCCAAGCCACUGACUGUCCCGGUCCAAACACCUUACAAGUGGUUUCGGAAUGAACGCAAAUGGACCGAGUGGCUUACUCUGCCUAUCGACUAUUCCACUCUCCCCGAGAAUGCCCGUCUGGCCAUCACCCUCUGGGACCUCUCCCCAACCGGAGGUGAAGGUGCUCACGGCCAUGCCGUUCCCUUUGGCGGCACCACCCUGCCCUUGUUCGACAAGGACAACCAGCUAUACAAGGGCCGCCAACAGUGUUUUGUGUACCGAAAUAAACAAGCAGACGGCAACGAUGACACGGAAACUCCUGCCUUCAUAGCCAGGAGAUCCGGUAUAGGCGCCAGCAAGAAGGGGACUCCCUCUUCUGUAGUGGAUAACGAUGCCGAAGAGUACGACCGCUUGAUGGACCUUCUCAAGAAACAUGAGAUGGGAGAGAUUCCGCGUGUCGACUGGCUGGACCAACUGGCCUUCAGAGGUAUCGAAAAGCGCGGAUAUGGUUCGGCCAAAUCGUCCCUCAGGCUCAAGGCUAUCCAGCGACAACAGGAAGCUCUCGCCAGUACCAAUACCGAUACGUCCAAGUCGAUCCCAGUGCCGUCCGACUUUCUCUUGACUGUUGAGCUGCCCAGAUUUGAUUUCCCCGUUGUCUUUGCAGAUCAUGAAUAUCCACCUCCACCCAUCUCAUCGCUCCAGCAUCUGUCGUCCUCACAGUCUGGUCUCAUCAUGAAGCCCACACCAGACAUUCAGCUUGGACCGGGCAUAAGCCGCAUAGACGUCGACGAUGAAACCUCCACGGGCCGCUUGAUCCGAGUUUACGAUCCGGAAGUUGGCGCCAGAGACAACCCGGCCGAAAGUAAGCACCGAAGACUUGUCCGCAGCCAGCACAGGAACGGCAUUCUGGAUAAGGACUUGAAACCAAACGCCAAAGUAAGAGAUGAACUCAACCAGAUCAUGUCCUAUUCGCCGACCCACAGUCUGUCGCCCGAGGAGAAGGACCUUAUCUGGAAGUUCCGAUACCACUUGACCAGAAACAAAAAGGCGCUCACCAAGUUUGUCAAGUCAGUCAACUGGCUUGACUUGUCAGAGGCAAGGUCGGCUGUAGUUGUCCUCGAGAAGUGGAUCGAUAUUGAUGUGGACGACGCACUGGAAUUACUCGGCCCAACUUUUAGCAACUCAGCAGUGAGGGCCUUUGCAGUAAAGCGCUUACGCAAAGCAGACGACAACGAGCUACUUCUGUAUUUGUUACAGCUGGUUCAGGCACUAAAGUACGAGCACAUAUCGCCACAGUCCCGUCAAGACGUAUCCCAAGAUAGUUCCCUGGCCAGGUUCUUGAUAACGAGGGCCGUGUCAAGUCUGACGCUCGGCAACUAUUUCUAUUGGUAUGUCAUGGUAGAAAUCGAUGACAGGAGCUCGGAGCAAGGACAAGACACAAGGGAAAUCUACACCAAGGUUGCCUACGACUUCAUGUCCGAGCUCGAUAAGCAGCCUGGUGGCCAGGAGAAGAGAAAGACAUACAAACGACAAGCCGAGUGGAUCCGCAUCCUUUCACAAGUAUCAGGAGAAGUCAAGGAGGCGAACGAGUCCAUUGCCAGGAGAACCGACCGCGUCAAGCACUUUUUGGCCGAUUCCAAGAACGAGCUGGUAACCAUUGACCCGCCGCUCCCGCUCCCACUGGACCCAUCAGUCAUGAUCACCGGCGUGAUCCCGGAAGAUACCAUCGUCUUCAAAUCCUCCCUCCACCCCAUCAAAGUGGCCUUCAAAACCACCACGGGGACCAAAUAUCCCCUGAUCUUCAAAACCGGCGACGAUCUCCGGCAAGAUCAGCUGGUCAUCCAAAUCAUCAUGCUCAUGGACAACCUCCUCCAGAAGGAAAAUCUGGACCUCAAGCUCUCGCCCUACAAGAUUCUCGCCACCAGCACCAGCGCCGGCCUCUCGCAGUUCGUGCCCUCCAUGUCAUUCCAGGGCAUUCUCAACAAAUACGGCAACAACGCGGCGCUCGCCUACCUCAAGCAGAACAACCCCGACAGCAACGGGCCCAUGGGCUUGCGCAAGGAGACGCUCGACACCUUUGUCAAGUCGUGCGCGGGCUACUGCGUCAUCACAUAUAUCCUGGGCGUCGGCGACAGACAUUUGGACAACCUGCUUUUGUCGCCCGACGGGUACUUCUUCCAUGCCGAUUUCGGGUAUAUCCUCGGCCGCGACCCGAAGCCGUUUGCGCCCGUGAUGAAGCUUUCAAAAGAAAUGGUGGACUGCAUGGGCGGGGUCAACUCGGAGCACUAUCGCCAGUUUAAGCAGUACUGCUUCUUGGCUUACAGUGCUCUUAGAAAGAACAGCAACUUGAUCCUGAAUUUGUUUAGUCUGAUGGUGGAUGCGAAUAUCCCGGAUAUCAAGCUGGAGCCGGAUAAGGCGGUGUUCAAGGUUAGGGAUCGGUUCCACUUGGAGCUGAGCGAGGAGGAGGCGAUCAGGAACUUGGAGAAGAUCAUGGAGGAUAGCUUGAAUGCGCUGGUGCCGGUCAUGAUUGAUCGGUUGCAUGGGGUGAUGCAGGCUUUCCGGACGUAG